CUGGCUGAAUCCUUGCAAUUGUCACCGCAACAGGCGCAAAUAAGGUUGCACAAGACUGGCUCAACUAUACCUUACAUCGGCAUAGUAAAUUUAAUUUUAUGUCAGAUCGUUACAAAUAAACAUUAUCAGUUUUCCCAUACCCAAUCUCAGAUCAUACGACAUUUGACCCCAGACAAACGAAAUGUGGCUUCUUACAAUAAUCUUAUUAACAAAUAUUUUAAUGGCAACGUCAAAAAUAUAUGACAGUCCGGCCUAUUUCAGAAAUAUUCUAAUAGAAAAGGAACUAAAAAUGAUGGUCGGUCAUUCAAUUGAACUCUAUGAUAAUGAAUUAGAAGCUAAUGAAAUAAUAAUGGACCUUAAGCGUAAAGAAAUAGACUAUGGUUUCUGGAAUCCCAAAUACUAUAAUCUAUCGAAGCAUUUCUUCGAAUAUAAAGACCUAGUGAAAGAUACUAAAUUGUACAAAAUACUGAAGAGUAUGCCUAAGGGUGCAGUACUCCAUGGGCACGACACAGCUAUGCUCGGUCCAGACUAUGUACUUAAAUUAACUUACUGUAACGACUUGUGGAUAUGUUUCAAGGAAGACCAGUCCGAUGUAAGCUUUAUUUUUUCCAAAAACCAUCCUACUGGACGAUGUGAAACUAAAUGGGAACGAACAAAGGACAUUAGAAGAACUAUGAAUGUUACAGAAUUUGAUGCCAAACUUAGACAGUUCUUUACUCUGGUGAUUGACAAUCCUGAAGAAGUUUACACCGAUGUGAAUACGGUAUGGGAAUAUUUCUCAAAGUAUUUUGCCCGUACGGAACCUCUGUUCACUUAUAAACCAGUGUGGGAGAAGUAUUAUUACGAUACGUUACUUGCUUUAAGAGAAGACAACGUCAUGUACUUUGAAAUUAGAAGUGUGUUGCCACCAUUGUACGACUUAGAAGGCAAUAUUUAUGACUCUGUAGACACAGCCAAAAGUUACAGGCGAGUGACAGAUAAAUUCAAGAAAGAUUAUCCCGAUUUCUUCGGUGCCAAACUGAUUUAUGCUCCUGUAAGAUCGGUGACCAGGGAGACUUUGAAAAAUUAUAUUAAAAUAGCUAAAGAAAUUCAUGAGCUAAUGCCUGAUUUCCUUGCGGGUUUUGAUUUAGUCGGUCAAGAGGAUUUGGGAAGGCCGUUAAAGGAUUUUUAUCCCGAAAUAGCAAAUAUCGGCCUGAAUUUGUAUUUUCAUGCAGGCGAAACAAAUUGGUACGGUACAAGUACAGAUGAGAACUUAUUUGAUGCUGUACUUCUUGGCACAAAGAGGAUUGGGCAUGCAUAUGCUUUAGUGAAGCAUCCUUUGUUAAUGGAAGAGGUCAAGCAGAGAAAAAUAGCUUUAGAAGUUAAUGUCAUUUCAAAUGUCGUUUUGAAAUUAGUCGAUGAUGUAAGGAAUCAUCCGCUAGCUACGUACUUGAGUCAAGAUCUGCCUGUAGUACUAUCGAGCGACGAUCCAGGUGCUUGGGAAGCUGAGAUUUUGACUCAUGAUUUUUAUGUUGCCUUCGUGGGAGUGUCUAGUCGGCACGCAGAUCUUAAAAUGUUGAAGCAGUUGGCUUUGAAUUCUCUAUACUAUAGUUCAUAUAGUGAAAAGGAUAAAUUGGUGCAUGAAUUCCAAAUCCGUUGGAUGAACUUCAUUGAUUCAAUUGUUAAAGAUCAAUGAAUU
Messenger RNA from Spodoptera litura, 1678 nucleotides. The record is from RefSeq and is a predicted model, not a curated record. Lineage: Eukaryota; Metazoa; Arthropoda; Insecta; Lepidoptera; Noctuidae.